AUGUGCAGUAAAGAUAAAUUGCAUAUUUUGUGGAUUUUAGUGGGUGUGGUUUGCGUGACCAUUUCAAUAGGACUCCUGAGACAUGUAUUUAACGUCAGCACACUCGAUAUUUUAUUCGUCACUCCGGUUGUUUUGGUUAUUGGAUUUGCGUAUACCAUAAAAAUGAUGUCCGAUGUGGAACAUAUACAUUUAGCGCUCCUGGCAAUUUUUUUCAUACCAAUUAGCUGUACAUUCGAAUUUGUGUUAAGGAUAAGAUCACUACUAACAGACUGGAGCUCGCUAAAAAUAUUGUGGAAAAUCAUUGGCAUUUUGCAUCUGACAUUUUUAAUAGGUAAGAAGUGA
Messenger RNA from Drosophila takahashii, 342 nucleotides. RefSeq lists its product as uncharacterized. The record is from RefSeq and is a predicted model, not a curated record. NCBI's taxonomy places the organism in Eukaryota, Metazoa, Arthropoda, Insecta, Diptera, Drosophilidae.